Sebastes umbrosus (honeycomb rockfish) is the source of this 1104-nucleotide messenger RNA. Its product is annotated as epithelial membrane protein 3-like. Gene Ontology annotation, cellular component: plasma membrane. The transcript is spliced from 5 exons. The record is from RefSeq and is a predicted model, not a curated record. The coding region runs from base 123 to 620 and encodes 165 amino acids. Lineage: Eukaryota; Metazoa; Chordata; Actinopteri; Perciformes; Sebastidae.
ACUGUAAAAAUAAGGAGGAGGUGUGGUGAGGCUGGAAAUGAGGGGACCACCAAGAGGGGCACAGAGAGGAGAAACUGCUGCUGAGAUCUGAUUCAGAGGGACAAAACACAGAGGAGUUGAAAAUGGCGUACCUGCUCAUGUUUGUGACCCUGCUGCAUCUCAUCACACUGGCAAUGCUGUUCAUUGCAACCAUGGAGAAGUCCUGGUGGGUGUGGGAUGGCCUGGAGAAUUCAGACCUGUGGUACAACUGUAGGUUUGACAACUUCACAGGAACCUGGUUGUGUGCAUCCUCCAGGGAAACUGAUUGGCUUAAGUCAGUGCAGGUCCUGAUGGUUCUGUCAGUGGUCUUCUCCUCGGUCUCCUUCUUGGUGUUCCUGGGUCAGCUGUUCACCAUGUCUAAGGGUGGACUCUUCUACUUCACCGGGCUGUGUCAAGUCUUUGCAGGGCUGACUGCCUUUUCUGCAGCUCUCAUCUACACAUUAAACAAUAAGGAAAUCCUUCAGGACUCCAGAGAGCUGACAGCAGGACACUUUGGCUACUGCUUCAUCCUGGCCUGGGUGUGUGUCCCCUUGUUGCUGUGUAGCGGGGUCAUAUACGUCCACCUGCGUAAGAAAGAGUGACCCAAAAAAAAAAAGGAAAAAAUUGCCAACGACAUUUAUUUUUUGGAGAAAUAAAAAUAUAUAUUAAAUUGAAUUCUGAGAAAUGCUAAUUUUGCAGGAGUCACAGUGUCACAAAUGUUAUGACUUUUGCUCAUGUUUCGGUUGUGUGAUAAUGUUUUUGAAUUGUAGACAGGCCUACAUGUAUAUUGGUUUUCUCUUAAGCAAAAUCCUCAAUAUCAAUCCAAUGUAUAAUGCUCAACUUAUUUUUUAAGACACGUUUACUAUAAGAGGUUUUUGUUGUCUGUUACUGUUGUCCUAUGUUGUCUAAGGAAGCUAAAGCAGUGUUAUGUUUUGUUUAAUUAGUGUUGUAGGUCCUAUGAGGCAUUUGAAUUGUUUUUAAUUUUCCCUAGAACACAUUGGAAAUAUGUAUAUUUUUGUACCUAAAGCUGAUAUGUACAAUACAUUUAGUAACGUUAGCUGCUUUAAAUAAAUACCACACAAAGAA